Messenger RNA from Cololabis saira (Pacific saury), 2773 nucleotides. It is a transcript of the gene cog6, whose product is annotated as component of oligomeric golgi complex 6. Gene Ontology annotation, biological process: intra-Golgi vesicle-mediated transport. Gene Ontology annotation, cellular component: COG complex. Bases 65 to 2023 code for a protein of 652 amino acids. The record is from RefSeq and is a predicted model, not a curated record. Lineage: Eukaryota; Metazoa; Chordata; Actinopteri; Beloniformes; Belonidae. The transcript is spliced from 19 exons.
CGGGCGUUAAUUCCGGACGGACCAAAACAGUCUCGGAGAGUUGACGUGGAAGUGCAUUCGUGCAAUGGCCAGCAGCAUCAAAGUGGACGUUUCAGCCGAUAGCUCCGCUGUAUCCUCGAGUACAAAUGUCCCGUCUCAGCCCAACAACCCGCUGUCAAGGAAGCUUAACAAAAUACUGGAGACAAGACUUGACAAUGACAAGGAGAUGCUGGAGGCUCUGAAGGCGCUGUCGGUGUUCUUCACUGAGAACAGUUUGCGGACCAGGAGAAAUCUUCGCGGGGAUAUAGAGAGGCGAAGUCUGACCAUCAACGAAGAGUUUGCACAGUUAUUUAAAGAAGUGAAAGAGGAGCUUGAAAGCGUUCAUGAGGAUGUUCAGGCCAUGAGCACAUGCUGUGAAGAAAUGACAAGUACAUUAAAGGCUGCAAAAGAGCAAACACAAGAUCUCAUCGUUAAAACCAACAAGCUGCAGGGAGAAAAUCAGCGACUGGAGGUGAGAGCCCAGGUUGCUCAGGCUUUCCUGGCCAAAUUCCAGCUCUCUAACGAGGAGAUGGCUACCAUGCGAGCUGCUCGCGAUGCACCCAUAACUGAGGAUUUUUUCAAAGUUCUGAGCCGAGUGAAGCACAUCCACGAGGAUGUGAAAAUCCUCCUGCGAACCAACCAACAAACUGCAGGGUUAGAGAUCAUGGAACAGAUGGCGGUGUUACAGGAGACUUCAUACGAGCAGCUUUACCGCUGGGCUCAGAAUGAAUGCAGAGGACUGACUCAGGAGACGUGUGAUAUCAGCCCUGUGUUGACUCAGGCCAUGGAGGCCUUACAGGAUCGCCCUGUUCUUUACAAGUACACCCUGGAUGAGUUUGGGACUGCGCGCCGGUGCGCCGUUGUACGAGGCUUCAUUGACGCCCUGACGCGCGGUGGGCCAGGAGGAACUCCCCGCCCCAUAGAGAUGCACUCACAUGACCCUAUGAGGUACGUCGGGGACAUGCUGGCCUGGCUGCACCAAGCAACUGCGUCGGAGAAGGAGCAUCUGGAAGCGCUGCUUAAACAAGUCACUCUCCAAGGCGUGGAAGAUAACAUGCAGGAGGUGGUGGGACACAUUACAGAAGGGGUUUGCAGGCCACUGAAAGUCCGGAUAGAGCAAGUCAUCGUUGCAGAACCAGGAGCUGUCCUGCUUUACAAGUUGUCUAACCUGCUGAAGUUCUACCACCACACAAUCAGCUCUAUUAUCGGGACCAGUGUGGCUUCCUUGCUUAUGACAAUUGAGGAGAUGCACAUCCUCAGCAAGAAGAUGUUCUUUAACAGCCUGAGCCUUCACGCAAGCCGACUCAUGGACAAGGUAGAGCUGCCACCUGCAGAUCUGGGACCAACGGCGUCCCUCACUCAGACCCUGUCCCUCCUCAGGGAGGUGCUGGCCUCUCACGACUCCUCAGUGGUUCCACUGGAUGCCCGCCAGGCUGACUUUGCUCAGGUGCUCUCUUGCAUCCUGGAUCCCCUCCUGCAGCUGUGUACUGUGUCGGCCAGCAACCUGGGCACGGCUGACAUGGCUACCUACAUGGUCAACUCGUUGUACGUCAUGAAGACCACUCUAGCGCUCUUUGAGUUCACCGAUAAGAGGCUUGAGAUGCUCGAGUUCCAGAUCGAGGCUCACCUUGAUACGUUGAUUAAUGAGCAGGCUUCCUACGUGCUGACCAGAGCCGGGCUGAGCUACAUCUACGGCUGUGUGCAGCAGCACACCACUGAACAGGGUCCACUGUCGCUCCUUCCCAGCAUGGACAGCUCUUCUAUGAAAGCAGCAAUGGUCCAGUUUGAUCGGUACUUGUCAUCACCCGACACUCUCGUCAUGACGCAGCUCAACUUCCUGCUGAGUGCAGCCAUUAAGGAGCAGAUUUUCCGACAGUCAACAGAGCUGGUGUGCAGAGCGUACGGAGAGGUCUACACAGCCUUGAAAAACCCUAAUAACGGCUACCAGGAUGCCGAAAACCUGCUACCCAGAUCCCCUCAGCAGGUUCAGACCUUGCUUUCCUGAGAGACUUUGACCCCCGUGGUCGAUCUAGGAGACGCCAGGCGAGCCGCAGCAGAGCACAGGCUGCAGGUUCCUUCAAGACGCAGGUGACCGCUGCAGUGUAAUAAAUUGUAUAUAACAGUUAUUUCAUCAGUCCAGCUCCCUUUUUGGAAAUGACAUGAGAGAGAUGUGUCUGUAAAUAAAAUCUCCUGAAUGCCGAGAGGAAAAACAUCAUACGUAAUCUGAUGCUUUCAGCAGAGCAGGAUUAGUUGGGUUUUUUUGUUUUCAUAGGGGGUGUUUUAUGAUUAUUUUUAUUACUUUCUUCAUUUGUAGUGAACUGUUUUUCUUCAAAAUGCUGAGAAUUGUAAAAAUCAAAGAAAACAGAAUUAUUGGGCUUGGAGUUUUGUUAUUUUUUCCGCACCAGACACUCGAAAGUGGCUGGAAAAAAACUGGGAAGGAAUUUUAGCGGAAUUUCAGAGGCUUCGGUGCGGUGAAGUUUAUUUUAAUAUAGACUGUUUUGAGUUGUAGGGUUAAACUGAAAGAUUUGUACUUUUUAUUUUCCCCAUCAGAGUUGUUUUUGAAACAUUGUCUGUUUGUCAUGGCAAGACUCAAAUGAAGCAUGUUUUAACUGAUUGGCAGCUCAGCCACGUUAUUGCGUGGACGGCGGGGCAGAAUGCAUUAAGCAGUUGUGACAUGUAUGAUGAUAUCAUUGAAAAUCUGUCACCAUCCUGCCAACACAACCCCCAAUAAAACACCUUUGAAACACUAAAAGAU